Molecule: messenger RNA, 1679 nt
Organism: Patiria miniata (bat star)
Lineage: Eukaryota; Metazoa; Echinodermata; Asteroidea; Valvatida; Asterinidae
Product: heterogeneous nuclear ribonucleoprotein U-like protein 1
Exons: 11
Coding region: 255-1580 (441 amino acids)
Molecular function (GO): protein binding
Source: RefSeq, a predicted model, not a curated record
UUGUCGCAUUCGUUGUGCACUAGGUGUCAUUCGCAUAAUAAGGGUCAAGUUAACAAUCACCCCAAUGUGUAGGUCUAGUCUGUUUUGUUGAGUGUGGUUAAAAGGGGAAAACCCCUUAGGGCUCGCGCUUUGUGGACCCGCUGCGAUGCGGGCUAUUUAUGUCAUGGUAUGGCUGGGUUAUUGCUAGUCGCGGGAAUUCCCCUGGAACUGUAGCUAGCGGUGCGGAGCAAUUCUCAUGAUUGAUUCAUUGGGUUAUGUUCAUCCUCGUCUGUCUGGAUCCAGGCAGACAGUUCUCCAUUAUCGGAUUACAGGUGGUUCGGAGUGGCGGCUGGUUCACUUCAAACAUGAAUAACCCUCGAGUUGGUGCGAGUGGGAAUGCCACGGUGUGCAUGCUCAGUAAAUAUAUUUCUGACCUGAAUGUGACUGUGACCGAUGGUGGAUUUUCAGCCCAACCUCUAUGCACCGAGGGGUUUGCUUUCCUGUGGGGCGGAGUCAAGGCAACCCACGGCGUGAACAAAGGAAAAGUCUGCUUCCAAGUCAAGUUGGAGAAACAUCUUGACGUUCGCCAUCUUCCCCCAGAUGAAACCUCCCCUCAUAUCAUUCGCGUUGGGUGGUCCACGGAUGCUGCUUCUUUGCAGUUGGGUGAGGAUGAGUUUUCCUACGGCUACGGGGGCACAGCUAAAUUCUCUACCAGGGGAACAUUUCGCGACUAUGGUGUGACAUUCAGAGCAGGAGAUGUGAUCACAGCAUGUCUGGACUACGAUAGCGACAAGCCAAUUUUCUCCUAUUGGAAGAACAGAGAGUACAUUGGGCCUGUGGUAGAUGUUGUUGACAGCUUAGCAGGCAAAGCACUGUUCCCGCACUUACUGUUGAAGAACACGGCCGUAACUGUCAACUUCGGUCAGCGGGCCCAGCCUUACAUCCCAGUACCCGCGGGCUUCACCCUUAUUGGUGCUCUUCCCGUUGGUGACCGUGUACCUGGCCCUCUCGCCCCAGCUACAAAAGCCGGAUGUGAGAUUCUGAUGAUGAUUGGACUGCCUGGCGCUGGCAAGAGUGUAUGGGUGGAGAAAUAUCGCAGGGAACACCCAGAGAAAAAAUACUACAUACUGGGCACAAAUAGCAUCAUGGAUAAAAUGAAGGUAAUGGGCCUACGGCGCGACCGUAACUACAAUGAGCGCUGGGAAAAGUUAUUUCAGACUGCGAAUGACUGCUUGAAUCGGUUCUUUGAAAAAGCAGCGAGCCACAAUCGCAACUUCAUCCUUGAUCAGACCAACGUGUACUCCUCUGCCAGAGAGCGGAAAAUGCGUCCGUUCCAGGGGUUCGUCCGCAAGGCGAUCGUGGUGGUACCGACCGAUGAGGAAUACCGCUCGCGCAUUACGAAGCGCAGUUUGGAGGAAGGCAAGAUGGUGCCAGAUCGUGAUGUGCUGAAAAUGAAAGCCAACUUCCGGCUACCAGUUGAAGGGAGCUUGUUCCGUCAAGUCAUCUUCGUGGAGCUGGGCAGGGCGGCCGCUGAGCAGCUGGUCAGGCGAUACAACAGGGACGGUGCUCAAGCGAAGUAUUCCUGGGAUCCUUGGGAUUAAAGAUGAAGGUGAAGAGGCUGCUGGAAAUUUGGUAGUGACCAUGGGCGUCAAUCCUGAGGAGGAAGGGACAGGGGGACAUGCCCCCUCCCUCACUUUUUG